Molecule: messenger RNA, 3513 nt
Organism: Mya arenaria
Lineage: Eukaryota; Metazoa; Mollusca; Bivalvia; Myida; Myidae
Exons: 2
Coding region: 1040-3166 (708 amino acids)
Source: RefSeq, a predicted model, not a curated record
GUAUAUCAGUCAUUAAUUGUAUUGCGUUAAAUUCAGCCAAUUUGACCACAAGGUGAUGAUGUUAUUCAAUUAAUUAUUUUUAAUUCUCCUUUUUAGCACUAGCAAUCCAUUGUAAAACUCGAUUGUGAUGCCUUAAAUCCAAUUUGACAUCGGAAAUUCCACGGACAUGUUUUGAUUCAUCCGCCAUCUUGGAUAAACCGGGUCAUUUUGGGUCAUGCCAUUAACACAUCAUAUUUUGAUGAUUCUACUUAAAGAGUCUACAGCAUGAUAUAUAUUUUAAAAUAUUUCAAUAGUUCAAAGUAAUUAUGUUUAGCAACAAUGUACUUCAGUAUUCAGUUCGAAACAUUAACGGAUUUAUUUUUAUCGAUACAGUAAAAUGGCCGAGGAGUUCCGAAUGCAUUUUUGUAGUAAUGUAGUGGAACUAUUUCCAUGUAGUAGUCAAUAUUGGCGAAAUGAUUUAUCAAUAUAAAAAUUUGAUUUCAGUACCAAUUGGCAAUAAAUUAUACAUGACCCACUUCUCUCACUAUUCGCCCAGACAUUUUAGAAAAAAACUAUGUAACAGUCACUUUAAAUCAGCUGUGUAUUCAAAACAAUGAUGAGAACUAUUUACUGAGCGCACUGGCGUUCUUUGGCUUGUAGUUUGCUCGGCUGAUGUGCCUACUUUGGACGGGCCCUGAGGGGCACCGUCCAAAAACUAGAACAGGAUAAGAAAAAAGGUUAAAAAUAAUAAUGAAAUCCAAAGGGUGAUGCUUGUCAAAACAGUUAUCAGAAUGAAUAUUAUUGUAUUACGUGACUUACCUUCGGACAUAAUUGAUAAAUAUACCAAAUAAACAUUGUUUACGAAGAUAAGUGGCUAGAUAAAUAUUAAAGGCGAUAAGAUGCGGAGAUAAAGGACAAUUGGAUAACGUCAAUACAUGGGUCAUGCUUUGAAUAUAAACACUAUGCAUGUACCCUUCCAAAAGGAAACAACAAAAGGUAACCAUUAUUAUAGUGGAACAAAGACGAUAAUGCAAGAAUUUAGCAUAGUGGAUAAGGAAAUAUGAUAAAUGGUGAGAUGGGAUCACCUACGACAUUAUUGCAAGCGUACUUACACGGCGAUCAAAGAAACAGAAUACAUGGUUUGCUAAAAUUGUCAGAGCAGACUACAAACGAUAGACGCCAUACCAGAUACGUCAAUUAUAUAAAUGCGUUCCUUCGCAACGUUGGCAAAGAACAGGCUCAUCUGGUCGGAAGUACGGCUGAAGACUUGAAAUUGCGGUGGUCAACAGACGGCGGUGACGCGGACAUUCUUUUAGUUUCAGGGAGACUACAUAUUCCAGUAGAAAAUAUCAUACCGCGCUCAGAUACGCCUAGGUACGUUUGGUUGCGCGGUGAUAACAUUAACGAGCGGUAUCGUGGAAAUUUGGUUGAUGGCAAGUAUCUUUCUGCGCAGCUUUUGCGGACUGUCAAUCCUCAAUUGUUUACAACAUUGCGCGCGAUUUAUACAAUCGUGUCAUCUCCAGCGGACUUUGUUCCAGGAACGGAGAGGAGAGUAACAAGCAUUGGUGUAAACACCAAGGUCGGCUUUGCAAGGAUAGAGAUGCGGAACCUUGUGCUUGACAAUAACGCGUUCCCAAAGAAAGCGAGAGGAAGGCAUGUUGGGGACCGCUGUGCCAAUGUAACAGCACAGUUAAAACUACGUUGGAGAGGCGCGCACGUUUACCAAGAAGAUGUAAAGACAUUAAAGAGAGUUUUGAAGAUGGCAACACUUUUAAAGGUACCAGGAACUAAAGGAGAACAUCAUGGUCAAUUCGACUACUUUGCCACAAUGCUAUCUGAAGCGCUAAGGUUGCAUCCGCCUUUUGAGGACGAUGGAGAUGGUGAGGAAGUUAUCGCCUUUGAAAACGAUUUGGAUAGUGAUGAACAAGAUGUCAGUGAGAGGAUCAGAGCAACUUACGAUAAAAAGAACGGCGAAGAUUUUGUUCCUGCAGCCCGAGUAAGUGGAAAACUUCAGUGCAUGGUUGAUUUUCGAAACAGAAUGACACAUGCUGCAUGGCCAACUCAGUCGACCGCUGAAGAAAUAUUCAACAACGACGUUUUCGUAAUAUGUAGAUCGGCUCCAUUAAAUCCAUCCGCAGACAAAGAUUUUUGCCUUGGUUUCAACCUUUCUGAAAUAACACUUAGCCAGAAUAUGCCAGAAGUCGCUAAGACCGUCUACAUUAUCAUGAAAUCGUACUUGAAAGGUUUAUUCCAAAAGCGGUUCAAUGCUAAGAACCGUGAAGAAGUCAGACUGAAGUCGUACCAUGUGAAGACGGCGAUUUUCUGGACCCUUGAAAAGCAUGGAUCGUGUAGCUUUUGGGCAGGGACCUCUGAUGAUUCCAUUCUAAAGGGCAUUCAGUACGUUUUGGAGAAUAUCAAUAAAUGCUUGAAAGAUCGACAGCUGUGCCACUACUUCGUCACGAACAGCAACAUGUUCGACGGGUUUCAGGAGGAGGAAUAUUCCCUGUGCGAAGCAUGCGUGGACGAGAUCAUGAAAGACCCUGUCGGAAGUAUUGCACACUUUUUUGAUAUGGAUAAAGCAAAAAAGGCAGAAUACUGGUUGUCAGCUGAGGAGUUUGAGCAAGUUAUGGCUUUAAGGAACGAUGGUGGACGAAAGGACUUCGUUGAUCGAUUGGAAGAUGCGUUAAUUGAUAUUCUUAGAGGUUCCAAUGAGGCUCCUAGGAGUCCCGAUGGAUCUUCUCCAAUCAGGAACGCCGCUUUAGGCGUUAUAGAUUUGUUUCGUAAUGAAGAACAAGAGAAAGCCGAGGGUAAACAGUCAAGACGGGAGAGUAAUUGUGAAAGGCAACUUGGACCGGAACAUGUCCUUAGCGGAAACCGUUCUGGGGCUUCGGUGGUUGCUGGGCUGCUUAAUAUGCUACCACACAAAAGGAAAGACGUUCAAAAAUGGACGGAUGGACUUGUUCAGAUCGCAUCGCUUUUUCCUGAAAGUCGCAAGUACAUUGAUAUGGUUGGUGGUAGUAGCGGGGUUCAGAAUGUCUUGCAGGCCGCUUCAAGUUCAGAUCCUUUAGCUGAGAUAAGAGCGGCAAUGGACAGGUACUUGUCCUGUCCGGACGACGUGGUGGACUCUGUUGCUAUGGAACUGAAGCAGAAGAUAAGCGCCUACUUCAUUGGUCGAAAGGAACUGUAGGUAGAUUAACUAUUAACUAGUGACCAAAGGACCACUACUUCCUGUGUUUAUGGCGAGGAUUCGCCUCAUUACCAAACAAUUACAUACAACAUUUAAAUUGUGUACAUGUUUAAAGGAAUUAUUUAUUUAAUCAACGUGUAAUGUUUUAUUAAUGUUUUAACGUUCUAUUUUUAAUCACCAUAGCUUAAUACAGGCCUUUUUAAAGAUAAUCUCGGAUGGAAUGUAUUAGAAGGUUCCGGGAGUUUAUCUUAACAAGUUUCAAUAACCUUAUAUAUUAUAUUGUAAAUGCUGCUUAAACCAUAACAGUCUGUAUUUCGCUAUGAAAGGUCAAUAAAGAACAGAGCGAU